AAGGUCCUCUACCUACAUUAUGCCCCCUCACGCCACAUCCAUCAUACACUCCUAUUCACUAGCAAGACUGUCAUCACUUUAGCUCCAAAUCCCAAAACAAACAAUUCCCAGCACCGCCAUGAUCCGUCGCUCCGUCUCGCAAAUCUUCCAGACCAACAGUCCCCGCGAGAAUAUAGAGGCGCAAGGAAGAGAGACAGAAGCGCAAAAUCUGGCAAACAUGAUAUCGCAUCUUCAAUGUUCUCGUCCUAAAGUACGUCCCCUCUAUACCAACUUAUCUCCAAUUAAACAUCAACUAAUACCUACCCAGAUAUCACAACCCUCUCCCUUCCCAACUUCCAAUCCCUUACACCAGCAACCCGCCCAACCAAACUCCUGGGUUUCGCAAUUCACAGAUUCUAAUCUGCAGCCAAAACCAAGGAAUCAGAUAGAAGCAAUGCCACCUUCGUCGACAGGGUCGAGUAUGAACGUACCAGCGAAUUUCAAGGUUCCGAGGGUGAUACUUGAUUCGGCAGUGCGCCAUCCGGUAUUCUUUACCGAUCGCUUUAAGAAAGUGCCCCAUGGAAUUGGGUAUGGGAAGGGGAGUCCGGUCAGUGAGGGGUAUAUCUUUGAGGAGGGGGAGAGGAGGGGUGGGGAAAGUAGACUGUGAGUUGGGCGGAUGUAAUUGUGGAAGAGUGGAUUUAGAAAAGGAAUCCUAGGUGGUUUUGGUUGUACAUAGCUUGAGACUCUGGCCUUGGAUGGCAAUUGGGAUAUUUAGCGGUUUUGGCGUUACUGUAUAUUGAUAGCUCCUGAAGAGACUGAACCUAAAUCUGGAGGGUUGACGGUUGGGGAUAUUGAAUAGG
Molecule: messenger RNA, 839 nt
Organism: Hymenoscyphus albidus
Lineage: Eukaryota; Fungi; Ascomycota; Leotiomycetes; Helotiales; Helotiaceae
Source: the annotation of a GenBank genome assembly